Scomber japonicus (chub mackerel) is the source of this 432-nucleotide messenger RNA. Its product is annotated as histone H4-like. Lineage: Eukaryota; Metazoa; Chordata; Actinopteri; Scombriformes; Scombridae. Gene Ontology annotation, biological process: nucleosome assembly. Gene Ontology annotation, cellular component: nucleosome. The coding region runs from base 1 to 432 and encodes 143 amino acids. The transcript has 2 exons. The record is from RefSeq and is a predicted model, not a curated record. Gene Ontology annotation, molecular function: structural constituent of chromatin; protein heterodimerization activity; DNA binding.
AUGAGCGGAAGAGGCAAAGGAGGAAAGGGACUCGGUAAAGGAGGCGCUAAGCGUCACCGUAAAGUCCUCCGUGAUAACAUCCAGGGAAUCACCAAACCCGCCAUCCGCCGUCUGGACAACAUGAGUGGAAGAGGCAAAGGAGGAAAGGGACUGGGUAAAGGAGGCGCUAAGCGUCACCGUAAAGUCCUCCGUGAUAACAUCCAGGGAAUCACCAAACCCGCCAUCCGCCGUCUGGCUCGCCGCGGUGGUGUCAAGCGUAUCUCUGGUCUGAUCUACGAGGAGACCCGCGGUGUGCUCAAGGUCUUCCUGGAGAAUGUCAUCCGUGAUGCCGUCACCUACACCGAGCACGCCAAGAGGAAGACCGUCACCGCCAUGGAUGUGGUUUAUGCUCUCAAGAGACAGGGCCGCACUCUGUACGGCUUCGGAGGUUAA